This is a messenger RNA of Plasmodium inui San Antonio 1, 3312 nucleotides long. RefSeq lists its product as hypothetical. The record is from RefSeq and is a predicted model, not a curated record. Lineage: Eukaryota; Apicomplexa; Aconoidasida; Haemosporida; Plasmodiidae. The coding region runs from base 1 to 3312 and encodes 1103 amino acids. The transcript is spliced from 4 exons.
AUGGAGAAGAUGGAACAGAUGGAUCGGGUGGAUCGGCUGGAGCAGCUGGAGCAGCUUGAGAAAAUUCACAAGACGGAUAACUUUGAUGGAGACGCUCCUAAAAAUGUGUAUGAGGGAGGGACGUACACGCGUCACAUGGAUAAGUUCGAAACCCUUAGGGGAUUUUCGAACCUUCCAAUAGGACAGGAAGUGCUGAUAGGGAAGUUACUAAACGAAGAGAGGUACCGACAGGACAGGAGAAGGAAGAAGAAGAAAGAAGGAGACAUAGAAGAAGGAGAGAUAAAAAAAGGACAAAACGUGGAGGAACAGUUAUAUUAUUACCUCAAUGAGAAGUAUGAGUUCUUCAUUGGGUACGACAAUUUUAUGAACACGUUGUUUAAGAAGAAGAAGGUUUUGAGAGUGAUUCAUGGGAGAGACCACAGGAGCAAGAGAAAGGAGGAGCAACCCCGUCGCGGGGGUGGACGGCACAGCGGAGUAGAGCCAAGUAGUGAGAACGCGAGUAAAGUGAAGUGUCGCGAGGGGUUCGAUUCGAGUGGGCGCGACAGACGAACUGGCCACAGACGGGUUUCCCACCCACAUGGCGCACAUGUCAAGGAUGAGGACGAAGACAUCCCCCUGCAGCGCGACCAAAGGGGGAAGAAUGUCUGCACCAAGGGGAAGAAGAACAUGUCGGAGUCGCGGCACAAGGGAGGAGAUUCCAAAGCGUUUAAGAGUGUUUCCUCCCCGCAGAGAUGCACCUGCGACUGCCACCGGUGUCGCUCUCCGUUAGGGGCAAUCGAUCCGGAUGAAGGCCAAGACAGCGUAUCGGAAGAUCGCGUAUGUGACAAGCGGGGUGGCCUCAUAACGAACGGGAAAAGUAGCCGCCUAAUUGACCAAUCGAUUUACUCAUCUGCAUCCCCCCCCCACUGCUCCGAUGCCAGUGACAUCUCCAACCUCUCUCCAGACGCAUUCUGCUUUGAAAAACAAUUUAAGUACAUAUAUGACCUGUACAAGCAGAAUGACAAAAAUGUAUAUUUAUUUUAUAACCCUCCGAUGUGUAAGUGCGUCAAUAAACCUUUUAAGGAGAGGUACUAUCGGAGUCUGUGUCGGAAGUACCCCUGCCUCUUCAAUUGCACGUUCGAAGAUGAGGAGGGUGAGGGGAGGCAAAACAAAGGGGAAGCAACCAACAGGGAGGAAGCACCCAACGGGGGGGAAGCACCCAACGGGGGGGAAGUACCCAAUAGAGAGGACAAACUCCAAGGGGGAGGGGAGGAACCAAUUGAUGCCAAGAGACUGACCUACGCCGAGGUAGCGUCCGACGCUGUGGAAAUGAAGCUCUACGCUAAGGCGUUUUUUGAGUUGUGCCUUAUGCAGGGGGCCAGAGGGGUGCCAAGCGGUGCGAAGGGGGCAUCGGGUGGAAGUGCAAAGGAGGAAUUGACCAACGCGGUGAAGCAGACAUCGGGUGGCGAUGCAAAGGAGGAAUCGAAUGACGGGACUAAGCAGACAUCCAGUGACGCCCCACAACUGGGGUCUUCCCUCCUUGGCGAACAAGAAGAAGACAUGCUUAAAAGAUUCUUCAAUAAAUGUCUGCGAAGAAUCAUGAGGAGGAAAUCUCCCACGUGCGAAAACACCUCAUGCUGCGGGCUUCUAUAUGUCCCUUACAGUUACAUUGUCGUUCUAUUGAAUAGGAAGGUGGAAAAUUUGACCUACAUUUGUACCAACUUAACACUCCCCUGCAGCACCGACAUGUAUUACAACAAUAAGAAGAACAUCGUCACAAUCUGCACGAAAGAUUCCGUGCAUGAGUUCUUCUGUUAUUACUCUCUGAGGGAAAAUCGAUACAUAAAAAAUAUUCUCAUAUAUGAUGUCUUCUUCGAUGGGUUUGUUCCUUUCUUUAAGCCGCUGCUCAAUUUGAAAGUGAAAAAGAACUUAGACAAGGUGAUGAAUUACGUGAGCUACAACAAGGGGUGUAACUUGUCCCUCGUGUUUUUCUGGAGCGGGGGAAGUUGCGUGGAGAGCGGAAUCAGCAGCGGGAGCAGUGACGAGGGCGAAGCGGAUGAGACGAAUAGGAGAAGCCAAGCAAGAAACAUGACGCACCUGCGUGUGUGCAAAAUAAUAAACAUAAAUCAUCCAAAUGAAUACAAGGGGAUGAGAAGGGGACAUCCAAAGAACGAUUCCGCAGAGGGGACUGGCAGAAGAGAAAGGAAGGAAAGAAUCAAUCCAGACCAGCAGUACUUCGCCAACCUCUGCAAUGGAGGUGAAGUCAUUAAUAAUAUGAAUAUCAACAUAGUCGUCGAAAAAAUCGUUAAUAUUGCAAAUCGGAAAGAGAGUAGUCUCUGUCAGGAGAAUUGUGUUUUCAACAGGGAAAAAAAAACGCAUGGAAAGAAGAGAACACUUCAGAUUUAUCUGUGUGAAUCGAUUAACUCUUUCGCGUUCGAUCGAAGACCUCUUUAUAUCAAACGCAGGGAGGUAACUCUCUCCUCUUUUGUGCACUUUCAGAAUGUUAUUAACGCGUACUUAGGCCCUAGUACGCACAGCCUGGAUGUCCUAAUUGGGCGGCGUAUGGAGGAGGAAGUCUUUAACAUGGCCCUGCGGAAGAGGAGCCUCCUCUCCAGUUGCUGUGUAGAAGCGGAAAACGGAGCGGAAAACGGAGCGGAAAACGAAGCGGAAAACGAAGCGGAAAACGAAGCGGCAAACGAAGCGGCCAGGACGAAUAGAACGAUGGGAGACGGCGGAGCAAGGAAUGUGGGUCCCGCUAACCCCUCCGACACAGACCACCUAUUCAAUGAAACGCUCUUCUUCUUCAAUGACAACUCCGAUUUAUACACUUAUGAGGAGUACAAAAAGGGGAAGCUUCAGAGUGUGGGCAGAGGAGGCGACCAAGACAACAAAGCCACUUCGGAGAAGGAGCACACCACAGCCACGAGAAUGUGGAUGGCGAGAAGCGCAGCAUAUGCACAAAGGGGAAACCUAUGGGACUCCCUAUGUACACAAUACGCACAGAAUCUCUUCAAUAUUUACGUUUGCUCAUUCCUCACAAAACGGAACAGCUACAAAAGGGUUUCUUCCUCCCUCGGGAAAGGAAAAAAAAAAAAAAAAGCAAAUAAAGUAGAUAAAGAAGAUAGAGGAGAUAAAAUGUCCUACCAGGAAAGGAUUACCUUCAUUAAAGAAUGCUACUUCCACCUGUUUCGCAUAUACAAAGAGAAAUUCCGUGUGUCCCUGAAGAAGGAAGAAGAGGACAUCCUGCACAAGAAUAACUGGGCCACCGAGGAUUUGCUCAUCUCACGCGGGGGGAAGGAUACCAAAGUGGCCAAGAGAAGAAGAGGAGAUUAG